UUGUAUCUUCAGCUUGUUUUAUAAUUUGUGCGGGUGAUUUUAAGAGAAUAAAUAGACGCAUUUGGUGUACCGAGUGUCGUAUGUGUCAUGUCGGAACUCGUUACAAAGAAAUUACUAGGGGAGCUAGUAAAAAAAUCAGGUUGUACAUAUUCGGUGGAUAAUAUAAUUACUAUCUUUCAUAACCGCGAUGGAAAACAUAGCAACAAGCGACUUGUAUCGCUUUUGGCGCAAUUGUUCAAACCCAUUCCGAAUGGAAGCAAGUACGUCGAACUGUAUGCUCCCUCGAAUACAAAAGAAUCCUUUCCCUCGUUAGUGAUGGUUUUGAACCGAUUUGCGAGCGAUUUGAAACACGCACACGCUGAUAAGACCAACAGCCUCCGGCAACAGCAAGAGGAGCAUCCUGUUACGCAGCCGGCAGUUAAAAUUGACUCCAUUGUAGCAACUACCGAAUCGGUGCACAAACGUGGGACGCUAUUCGAAAGCCCUCCCCUCUGCUCGACCCGCAUCAGCCCAGAUCAAGUGACACCGGAAAAUGUACAACAAAUCAAGGAAAAAAUUGUACAGGCAACGUCCGGCGGUGUUGGUGUGACCCGUCUGUCGACUUCGACCGCCCUUCCGUCGGAUGGUGUUAUUUCAUCACACCUUCAGAACCGUCCGUACUUUGAGUUCUCCCACCGGAAGGCUCCCAUCGUGGCGUGGAACUUCAACUACGACGAGCUAGUCCCGCGACAGAGCAAGUCGAACGUAGCUGCCAUUCCGGUUGCCUCACAGGAACCGAUCGUGCUUAAGGAGGUCCUCAAUUGCUUGAUCGGUGUGAAGGGUUCGUUGAUCGUGCCGAAAAAAUGUGCCACGCGUAGCGAGGAAGGUUUGCUGUUGUCUGAGAUGGAGUUCGAAAUCUCAAACCAACUGACCGAGUCGUGCUCGGACAUGGUGAAGGAGUUGCUUCCUCUCGUGACGAACGUGGCCUGCGUGCAGCAAUUCAUCGAAGAGUCGAGCAUCCUUGAGGGUGGUGUCGUUUUGCAGGCCCUCCGCUCCGUUCUGAAGUCCAUUAUGACCGACUACUUUCUCUCGAUAGCGCAGCUGGAUGAUUUGCGCUGCCGGAAGGGGCUGUGCAUACAACGAUUACUGCAGUUCCUGAAGCCCGUGUUUCCCACGAUGGAAGAGCUAGCGGCGACGGUAGCGGAAAUUCGACGUACAAAUAGUCGCGGUGGGCAGGUUUUGACGCUGCUGCACGAUAGGAUUACCGCCACCAGUGGCACAAGUCACGCGCAACGUGUUUUGGUACACCUUAUCGAAUCGGCCGCCGUCCCGUUUAUGGAGAUGCUACAGCUGUGGAUUUACCGCGGAGUGAUCAACGAUCCACAGCAGGAGUUUCUCAUCGAGCACAGUGCCGUGGAGUUGACCGAAAACGAUCUGGUAGACUACUGGGAGAAGCAGUAUUCCACUCGGUGCGACAAGAUACCCUGUUUUCUUGCCAAGUAUGCCGAUAUUAUCCUGCGCACCGGAAAGUAUUUGAACGUCGUGCGCGUCUGUGGAAGUGCAGACUUUCAACCGGUCGCAAACGGCAUCGACAACGGUUAUGUCCCGGAGGAUUCGGCGAAACAGCUGCUUCGCUAUAAGCAUUUCGACCAGUCGUAUAUCGAUGCUAUCGAGGAAGCGUACAAUGUGGCAUCCUCCUCGUUGCUGAAUCUCAUUAUGAACAAAUAUGACCUGAUGGGUCGGCUGCUUUCCGUGAAGCGCUACUUUCUGCUGCAACAGGGUGACUUUAUUACCGAGUUUAUGGAUGCCGUCGAGGAGGACCUCAAGAAGAACGUGGAUAGUCUUCAUCCGAUCCGAUUGGCAAACUUGCUCGACGUGACGCUUGGUCUGUCGUCCGCCAAGUACGACGAGUAUCAUGACGAUUUGAAAACGAUGCUGCUCCCUUACGGUAUCGUAACCCAAAUCUCGAAGAUCGUCAACAAGGAGGACGCAUUCGUCGAUACACUCAGCGACACGUCGCAGCUGAAGGGUAUCGAGUGUUUCACCUUUACGUACAAAGCACAGUGGCCUGUUUCGAUCGUGCUGAACCUGUGGACCAUCUCCAAGUACCAGAUGCUGUUCCGCCAGCUGUUCUAUCUGAAGUACGUCGAGCGGAUACUGUGCCGUGUGUGGAUCGCAAACAAUGAAACACGCCGCUUCGCUCCCAAUCCGGCCAAGUUGUACCGGUCCGCGUUUACCUUGCGUCAGAAGAUGCUUAUCGCUAUUCAGGGCUUUGAAUCGUACAUGAUGAUUGAGGUGAUCGAACCAAAUUGGCACAUUUUCUAUCAGAACAUGAAACAGGUAAACAAUAUCGACGAUGUGUUGAACUAUCAUCAAGAUUUCCUGGACCAGUGUCUGAAGAACUGUAUGCUAACCGUGCCAGAUUUGCUUAAACCUAUCAUCAACUUAUGCAACAUUUGCAUUAAGUUUUGCGAUUUUCUUGCGGAGUCACAGCGCCACUUUGUCGAUGCCGAGCUGACAUGCAUGCUUGCCUCGAGUGAUGACUUCUCACUGUCUUCCGAAUCCGAUUAUGAAUUACACGCUUCGCAACAGAAUGCUACUUCAAUGGAACCGACGGAAACAUUCUCAGAGCGGGUUGAACAGUUCCGCCAAGAUUUUACCAACCAGCUGAUGACGCUGUUGCGAAAGAUUACCGACGUUGCAACGCUGAGUACAUCGGAACGGUUUAUAAAUUUGAUUUACAGGAUCAACUUCAACUCCUACUACAGUGAAGCGAAUGAAAACUAAUAGCUACAGAAAUAGCAAAUUAUUUAUUUUGUAUCCUGCAAAUAAUAUUCCAAUGGAAUCUGAGCUACCACUAUGGAAUCCACAUAAUAACAUCCAGUGCUAACAUCAUGCUUAAUAAAAAAUUGUUAAAA
Molecule: messenger RNA, 2897 nt
Organism: Anopheles coustani
Lineage: Eukaryota; Metazoa; Arthropoda; Insecta; Diptera; Culicidae
Product: gamma-tubulin complex component 2 homolog
Exons: 7
Coding region: 88-2766 (892 amino acids)
Biological process (GO): spindle assembly; meiotic cell cycle; microtubule nucleation
Cellular component (GO): gamma-tubulin small complex; centrosome; spindle pole
Molecular function (GO): gamma-tubulin binding; microtubule minus-end binding
Source: RefSeq, a predicted model, not a curated record